Messenger RNA from Diospyros lotus (date-plum), 1427 nucleotides. RefSeq names its product GDSL esterase/lipase At5g37690. Bases 64 to 1158 code for a protein of 364 amino acids. Gene Ontology annotation, molecular function: hydrolase activity, acting on ester bonds. The record is from RefSeq and is a predicted model, not a curated record. Lineage: Eukaryota; Viridiplantae; Streptophyta; Magnoliopsida; Ericales; Ebenaceae. The transcript has 6 exons.
AAAUUAUACACACACUCUCUAGCUAGCUGUCUGUCCCUUGUUCAAUUAAGAAACCUAAGAAAGAUGGCACUUCUCGGACUAGCAAUUGCAGUAGCAUUGAUGAUCACCGUUGCAGGCCUAGGGGGAGAGAUGGAUUCGUCUGAAUCGCUGGUCACAUUUAUCUUCGGCGACUCGUUGACAGAAGUUGGCAACAACAACUUCAUGCAACUCUCUCUCGCAAAGGCAAAUUAUCCCUACUAUGGUAUCGACUAUCCGGGCGGUCAGGCCACCGGCAGGUUCACCAAUGGAAGGACCAUUGGUGAUAUAAUAUCUGCAAAGCUAGGGAUUCCAUCCCCGCCGGCAUACCUUUCCCUUUCGUCAACUUCCGACGAAUUGCUUAAAGGGGUUAAUUAUGCAUCUGGUGGAGCUGGAAUUCUCAAUGAUACUGGAGUUUAUUUUAUUCAGAGGUUAUCAUUCGAUGAUCAAAUAAAGAAUUUUGAGAAGACAAAGGAAGCAAUUAAAGCCAAAAUCGGGGGAGAGGCUGCAGAAAAACUAUGCAAUGAAGCCAUGUACUUCAUUGGAAUUGGUAGCAAUGACUAUGUCAACAACUUCCUGCAACCUUUCUUGCCAGAUGGCCAGCAGUACACACACGAUGAAUUUCUGGGGCUCUUAAUAUCAACAUUAGAGCAACAACUAGUGACACUCCACCAACUGGGAGCAAGAAAGAUGGUGUUCCAUGGGCUUGGGCCAUUGGGCUGCAUUCCCUCCCAAAGAGUGAAAUCAAAGAGAAGACAAUGCUUACAACAAGUGAACCAAUGGGCUCUCCAAUUCAACUCCAAAGUGCAGAACCUAGUAGCCUCUCUAAACAAACACCUCCCAGAUGCCCAAAUCGCAUUUGCGGACACUUACCGAGCAGUUUUUGAUUUGAUCGACAACCCCACCUCCUAUGGGUUUAAGGUGUCCAACACAUCUUGCUGCAACGUUGACACGAAAGUAGGGGGGUUGUGCUUGCCAAACUCAAAGGUGUGCAGUAACCGGACCGAGUACGUGUUCUGGGAUGCAUUUCAUCCUUCUGAUGCAGCCAAUCUAAUUCUUGCUGAAAACUUCUUCUCCACUCUCUUUCCAAAUGCCAGCUCGAAUUCGUCCACGCCGCCCUCUCUUUCAUUCAUCAACUCAUGACAUUCAUGGCCAACAAAUUUGAAACAUUAUUUAUUUAUGCGGAAAGGCUUCUUAACUAAUUUGAAGCGGAUCAUAAGUUUUAAUUCAACCUACAGGUAGCACUAGCCAGGACAAUGCAUACAUAUAUACUACUAAUUACAGGGAUCUGUAUACGUGCAAAAUAAUUAAGUUCGAUUAUAUUCAAUGCAAGAAUGAAACAGUUCGAUGGGGUAUUGUAUUUUGCUCGUAUAUAUUAAAUUAUGCAAGAUCCUGUUGCUUAAUUAUAGUAU